Linum tenue is the source of this 3084-nucleotide messenger RNA. The record is from the annotation of a GenBank genome assembly. NCBI's taxonomy places the organism in Eukaryota, Viridiplantae, Streptophyta, Magnoliopsida, Malpighiales, Linaceae.
GUCUCGAGAAGCUUCUACCUUUCCCAAAAGCCAAAACCCUGAGGCUAACCCUCAUAUCUCUCCGGAACCUUCCAAAACCCUCAGAAACCCUACAAGAACUGCGAACGAUCCCCCUCUGGUCAUACCUCCAAAUACCAACUUCUUCCUCACUCUUCUGCUCUGCGUUUGAGAACCAUGCACAGGCUAUCGAGGCGUCCAGCCGUCUCCUCAAUCCUCCGUGCUAAUGGCUCCCGUUACCGGAGCGCUGCCGCAGCUCAAUCUCCGGCCUCCUCUUUUCUCUUGACUAACUCGGGAGUGGAAGGCGAUACCAGUAACAAGUGGUACUCCGUUUUAACUGGAGGCUCGUCACUCAGUGGAACCGGGUCUGCUCUUAGGAUUCAAUUGCCCAAUGGCAUGCUAUUGAGCAAACGGUAUGAGUCCACGGCGGCAGAAUCUGACGCAUCGUCUCCUCCUCCGACCGGGGAGAAAUACGAGUAUCAAGCUGAGGUCAGUCGUCUGAUGGACCUGAUUGUCAAUAGCUUGUACAGCAACAAAGAGGUUUUCCUUCGUGAGCUUAUUAGGUAUGAUGAUCUGGCUGGCUUAUACCAUUAUCGCCGUCUGGUUGUAAAAGUUUUUGAUUCCUUUGACAGCAAUGCGAGUGAUGCCUGUGACAAGCUGCGCUUCCUGAGUGUUACGGAGCCAGCACUGUUGAAGGACAAUGUUGAUUUUGACAUCCGUAUUCAAACAGAUAAAGACAAUGGGAUUGUAACUAUCACUGAUACAGGCAUUGGUAUGACAAGACAAGAGCUAAUUGAUUGUCUUGGAACUAUCGCACAGAGUGGUACUGCCAAGUUUCUCAAGGCAUUGAAGGAUAGCAAGGAUGCUGGUGGUGAUAACAAUCUAAUAGGUCAAUUUGGGGUCGGUUUUUACUCUGCCUUUCUUGUUGCGGAUCGGGUUGUUGUCUCAACCAAGAGCCCAAAAUCAGACAAGCAGUAUGUGUGGGAAGGAGAAGCAAAUGCUAGCUCCUACACGAUAAGAGAGGAAACAGAAGCAGAUAAGGUCAUUCCCAGGGGAACCCGACUUACUUUGUAUCUCAAGCGCGAUGACAAAGGUUUUGCACACCCAGAAAAGAUACAGAAGCUUGUCAAGAACUACUCACAGUUUGUAUCCUUCCCUAUCUACACCUGGCAGGAAAAGGGAUACACAAAGGAGGUUGAGGUUGAUGAGGAUCCAGCUGAGGCCAAAAAGGAUGGAGAAGAGGGUUCAGCUGAGAAGAAGAAGAAAACUAAAACAGUUGUAGAGAGAUACUGGGACUGGGAACUUACUAACGAGACCCAACCAAUAUGGCUUCGCAAUCCUAAGGAAGUUUCUACUGAGUUGUACAAUGAAUUUUACAAGAAUACAUUCAAUGAAUACUUGGAGCCGUUGGCAUCUUCUCACUUUACUACUGAGGGGGAGGUGGAGUUUAGGUCCAUCCUUUAUGUGCCAGCUGUGUCAUCAAGUGGAAAGGAUGAUAUGGUCAAUCCCAAGACCAAGAACAUCAGGCUUUAUGUGAAAAGGGUCUUUAUCUCUGACGACUUCGAUGGAGAAUUGUUCCCUAGAUACUUGAGCUUUAUCAAGGGUGUGGUGGAUUCCAACGACCUUCCUCUGAAUGUUUCAAGGGAGAUUCUUCAAGAGAGUCGCAUUGUGCGGAUAAUGAGGAAACGCUUAGUUAGAAAGGCAUUUGACAUGAUUUUGGGCAUAUCCAUGAGCGAAAAUAGAGAAGACUAUGAGAAGUUCUGGGACAACUAUGGCAAAUAUCUGAAAUUAGGUUGCAUUGAGGACCGUGAAAACCACAAGAGAAUAGCACCCCUUCUCCGCUUCUUCUCCUCACAGAGCGAAGAUUACAUCAUUGGCCUGGACGAAUAUGUGGAGAACAUGAAACCAGACCAAAAGGAUAUCUAUUACAUUGCUUCCGACAGUGUGACAAGUGCAAAGAACACCCCUUUCUUGGAAAGACUUAUGGAGAAGGACUUGGAAGUCCUCUUCUUGGUUGAUCCUAUUGACGAGGUUGCCAUCCAGAAUUUGAAAUCUUACAAGGAGAAGAACUUUGUCGAUAUCAGCAAGGAAGACUUGGAUUUAGGUGAAAAGGAUGAAGAGAAGGAGAAGGCAAUGAAGCAAGAGUUCGGGCAAACUUGUGACUGGAUCAAAAAGCGCCUGGGUGACAAGGUAGCCAGUGUGCAAAUCUCGAACCGACUUAGCACCUCCCCCUGUGUUCUUGUAUCUGGGAAAUUCGGUUGGUCAGCUAACAUGGAAAGGUUGAUGAAGUCCCAGACAAUGGGUGACACGUCGAGCCUGGAGUUCAUGAGAGGCAGAAGGGUGUUUGAGAUCAAUCCUGAGCAUCCAAUAAUUAGGAACCUGAAUGCUGCUUGCUCAGGUAACCCAGAUGAUGAAGAUGCGCUGAGGGCGAUUGAUCUUCUGUACGAUACAGCUUUGGUUUCCAGUGGUUUCACUCCGGAGAACCCAGCUCAGCUAGGCAGCAAGAUCUACGAGAUGAUGAACAUGGCUAUAUCUGGGAAAUGGUCUGCCCCAGCUGCUGAGUACGUUCCGCAGCAGGACCAUCAGCAGCCUGCGUUCUCUCAGCCGCAGAAUCAAGAACCGAUGGAGGCCGAGAUCGUGGAGCCAGUUGAGGCUGGCAACCAUAAGCAAUGAGGAGAAGCGAUGCCAUGUAUCCUCCCAUUUUCCUACUUCCUAGUACUUUCGUGAUGGGGACUUGGAAAUUAGAGCAUAUAGAAGAGACAUAAGAGGCGAGGCGAGCGAGAAAAUUUGAUUGUUUCAUGAAAAUAACUCUACAUUGUUAGCGGUUGGUUUCUUUGUUAAUGAUCAGGACUUGGAAAUUAGAGCAUAAAGAAGAGAGAUAUGAGGCCGGGCGAGGAAAAUUCAUUGUUUCAUGAAAAUACACUCUACAUUGGGUUGAGCCACAUUGUUAGUUCGUUGGUUGCUUUGUUAAUAAUCGAUUUGGAGUGGUUGCCUCUUAUUCGUAGCUUAUAGUAUCUGUUCUUUGGGUUGAAAAAGAGAAGGAAAUUUCUCAAGGAAACUUUUAUGAUACAAAUUGAACCUUUUGUA